Molecule: messenger RNA, 817 nt
Organism: Camellia sinensis
Lineage: Eukaryota; Viridiplantae; Streptophyta; Magnoliopsida; Ericales; Theaceae
Source: RefSeq, a predicted model, not a curated record
GGUCAGCACAGCUAGCGUCGAUAAGCAGCGAAAGUACUGGAACAAUCCGCUACUUCCUAUAAAUACCCUACACGUCCCUUCCCUCUCUCGUCGCACCACAUUUACGUGUGAAAAUUUAUCGGUAUCCAAACAGAGUCCUUGACUCUCCCAAAAAUCACAUCCCUGAAUUCUUUCCUUGAAUUCCGAUCUGAUAUAGAACCACGCAGCAAGUAAGAUGUCGAUGAUCCCAAGCUUCUUCGGCAACGGAAAAAGCAGCAUUUUCGAUCCCUUCCCUCUCGACCCCUUCAGAAACUUUCCAUUCUCCGAAUUUUCCCGGGAAAAUUCUGCAAUAGCGAACGCUUGCGUGGACUGGAAGGAAACUCCCGAAGCUCACUUGUUCAAGGCCGAUCUACCGGGGCUGGAGAAGGAGGAAGUGAAGGUGGAGAUCGAGGACGACAGAGUUCUGCUGAUUAGCGGAGAGAGAAAGGUGGAGAAGGAGGAGAAGAACGAUACGUGGCACCGUGUGGAGCGCAGUAGCGGGAAGUUCAUGAGGAGGUUCAGGCUGCCGGAAAACGCGAAGAUGGAUCAAGUGAAGGCUUCCAUGGAGAACGGAGUUCUGACUGUAACGAUUCCAAAGGAGGAAGUCAAGAAACCUGAAAUCAAGUCUAUUGAUAUUUCUGGUUAGAAUUUAUAUCACUGUGAAUAUGAAUGUUUUGUGGUUCACUGUUUGUCUAAACCAUGCUUUAUGAUGUAAUUGGUAUGCUUACCUACGUUCUAAUAAUUACAAUUUUUGAGUUUUAUUGUUGAAUGACGUUGUUUGUUUGUGCAGUUACGUUUA